Colletotrichum phormii is the source of this 1608-nucleotide messenger RNA. Its product is annotated as ankyrin repeat-containing domain protein. The record is from RefSeq and is a predicted model, not a curated record. The transcript has a single exon. NCBI's taxonomy places the organism in Eukaryota, Fungi, Ascomycota, Sordariomycetes, Glomerellales, Glomerellaceae. Bases 1 to 1608 code for a protein of 535 amino acids. Gene Ontology annotation, molecular function: protein binding. Gene Ontology annotation, cellular component: ciliary inversin compartment. Gene Ontology annotation, biological process: protein localization to ciliary inversin compartment.
AUGACUUCCUCGGGAGAGGCUCUACCACAGACUUACUACGACACUGUGGAGCCAUAUCUCAGGCACGGAAACAAACCAGGAGACAGACAGUACCUCGCAGACAUCCUACAAUCAUGGAGUCCCGAGAUCGACACAAACAAUGAUAUCGGCUGGGCCCUUCACUACGCUAUUUUUCAAGGAAAUCACGCCGCUGUGCAAAUGAUAAUCGACGCCGGCGCCAGUCCUAGCCUACGAGACCGCCAAGACCCCGGCUUAACACCACUUCUGGCGGCUUCGCAGUACGGCAGACUCCAGAUGGCACAACUUUUCUGGGAACGGAUUGGCCCUGAAGGGCGCUUGAUGCCUAGCAAAAGACGAAAGUCCAGUCCUACCUGUUUGCAAAUAGCUGCCAGAAACAAUCAUGCAGAUAUCACGGCCUACUUUCUGGGCGUAUGGGACGGCUGGGGAGACGAGGAUAAAUACCUAGCCCUGCAAGACGCAGCAUCAGCAUGGUGUGAUGACACCGCCGCUGUGCUCCUGGCUGAUUUAGAAGGCCAGUACGGACCUGACACUAUUCAAGAUGCCCUGGAGAAGGCUGUUGGAAGUCGGAUGAUUCUUCCCGAGCACGAAACGAAACCAGAUCCUAACGCCACUGACAUGGCUCGGCAACAAAAGCUAGUUAUUCGCCUCAUUGACGCCGGUGCAGAUCCAGACAGCAACAGCGCCCGUCUCAAUCAGCCUCUUCUGAUACAUAGAGCUUCAGCAUCUCCGGAUCGCAUUGGCGCACUAAAAGGACUGCUGGACAAAGGGGCAAAUCCAAAUCGUGUGGAUUCCCAGGGCAAGACCGCUCUUCACCAUGUUUUCCAUUCAUUCAAGAGAGGGAACGCCGAAGAUGUCGCUCUGAAAACACUUCUCCAACACGGCGCUCUGGUCGAGGUGGUGGACGAGAACGGAGAGACGCCCCUCCACGUUGUUGCACAGGUUGCAAGCUGUGAGCAGCUGAAGCUCUGUCUAUCACACUGCGAUGCAUCGGAAGCCGAGGGCACAAGACUACAGAAUAUCCACGGAGAAACGCUGCUUCAUUACGCCGCGGUCGGUGGGCAGAGAGACACUGUCGAGUUCUUACUGGACUUUGGCCUAGACGUGAACGUGUCCAAUACUAAUGGGUGGACACCUCUAUUGUGCUCCCUAGCGCUUGUCGUAGGGAAGAAAACAUCAGAAAUGUGCGAAACAGCCAGCUUCCUACUUCAGCAUGGUGCCGCACCCACUGUUGUCACGGAUGAGGGCUGGACCCCUCUUCACGCCUUGGCAUCUUGGCCUGUUGCACACGACUCGACGGUCAGGUCGGAUGUUGCCAUUUUGGCGGAACGACUUAUCUCGGGCGGUGCGCCUAUGGGUCUGAAAUCGAAGGUCAUUCGCAGUCCCUCGACUACGUGGAAGAUGCUGAGUGAUGUUUGGGGGUUCCGGUUGGGUGACUUUGUAAAGAAUGCGGCCGUCAAUGUUCGAGAUCUUGGCCAGGCGGAUAGUACCACGCCACUGAUGUGGGCGAGAAGAAGCAAAGCAACGGAUGUGGUAGAUGUUAUUGCGGCUCAUGUAGCACGGCAGCUUGACUGUCAUCUACUGGCCUGA